Molecule: messenger RNA, 1998 nt
Organism: Alnus glutinosa
Lineage: Eukaryota; Viridiplantae; Streptophyta; Magnoliopsida; Fagales; Betulaceae
Product: enolase 1, chloroplastic
Exons: 7
Coding region: 269-1744 (491 amino acids)
Biological process (GO): glycolytic process
Cellular component (GO): phosphopyruvate hydratase complex
Molecular function (GO): phosphopyruvate hydratase activity; magnesium ion binding
Source: RefSeq, a predicted model, not a curated record
AGCAAGCUUUGGCAAAUUGACAAGCGAAGUUGGACGCUCAUGCACGCACCUACCUCACACGCCCUCUUCGUAAUUCUCAACUCCUUUCCAACCACCACGCCUCCAAUUCCCUUUUGUUUUUUUCGCACUAUACCAGACAGACUGCUUUCAUCGCCCCUCGGCGGACUUUCCCACGCUUUCCCAACACUCUCCCUAUAAGGCUAUAACCCCCCACCCCACCUAACCCGAUCGCCCCUCUUCAAACUCUUCGCCUUUCUGAAAGAAAAAAAUGGCCUUAGCUUCCCAAGCUACCAACACUAGUCUCCUCCAAAACUCCUUCAUUCCCUCCAAGCCCCUACCAAAGCCUCAAAAUUCCAUUCCUAUCCCUCCCUUCACACCCCACAAAGCUCGGCACCCAACCACCGUCCGGUGCUCCGUGGCGGUUGCUCCGUCGUCCGUGAAAGCGUCGAGAGAGCAUGCGGUGAGGUCGGUGAAGGCGCGCCAGAUCGUAGACAGCAGAGGCAAUCCGACGGUGGAGGUCGAUCUGAUCACCGACGCUCUCUACCGAUCGGCGGUUCCCAGUGGGGCCUCCACGGGGAUCUACGAGGCCCUCGAGCUCCGAGACGGCGAUAAGAGCGUUUUUGGAGGCAAAGGCGUCCUCAAUGCCGUCAAGAACAUUAACGAAAUCCUCGCUCCAAAGCUCGUCGGCGUCGAUGUCCGGAACCAAGCUGAUGUGGAUGCUAUUAUGCUGGAAAUUGAUGGAACUCCAAACAAGUCAAAAUUAGGUGCUAAUGCAUUAUUGGGAGUAUCCCUAAGUGUGUGCAGAGCAGGUGCAGGAGCAAAGGGGGUGCCCUUAUACAAGCACAUCCAGGAACUAUCCGGAACAAAGGAGCUUGUUAUGCCAGUUCCAGCUUUUAAUGUUAUAAAUGGAGGCAGCCACGCUGGAAACAGUCUGGCCAUGCAAGAAUUUAUGAUAUUACCAGUAGGUGCGAGCUCAUUUGCUGAGGCAUUCCGCAUGGGUAGUGAAGUUUAUCAUAUACUGAAGGGAAUAAUUAAGGCCAAAUAUGGGCAAGAUGCUUGCAAUGUGGGAGAUGAGGGGGGAUUUGCUCCCAAUGUUCAAGAUAACAGGGAGGGCCUGGUGUUACUCAUGGAUGCCAUUGAAAAGGCUGGUUACACUGGCAAGAUUAAAAUUGGAAUGGAUGUUGCGGCAUCGGAGUUUUUCACUAAAGAUGGGAAAUAUGAUCUAGACUUCAAGAAACAACCAAAUGAUGGAGCUCAUGUGCACUCAGCUCAGAGCCUUUCCAAACUCUACAAGGAGUUUGUUAAAGAAUUUCCUAUCGUGUCCAUUGAAGAUCCCUUCGAUCAAGAUGAUUGGAGCUCAUGGGCUUCACUACAGUCUUCAGUUGACAUUCAACUCGUAGGAGAUGAUUUGUUGGUCACAAAUCCAAAGAGAAUAGCUGAAGCCAUUCAAAAAAAGGCUUGCAAUGGCUUACUUCUAAAGGUUAACCAGAUUGGUACAGUGACUGAAUCUGUUCGGGCAGCACUUGACUCUAAAGCUGCAGGUUGGGGUGUCAUGGUCAGCCACCGGAGUGGUGAAACUGAGGAUAACUUUAUUGCUGACCUUUCUGUUGGCUUGGCUAGUGGACAGAUCAAAACCGGAGCUCCAUGCCGAAGUGAGCGGUUGGCCAAGUAUAAUCAGCUUCUCCGCAUUGAAGAGGAACUUGGAAAUGUGCGUUAUGCUGGUGAAGCUUUCAGAUCACCUUAGGGAGAAGAAAGAGCCAUUUCUCAAUCUCCCAACCUUUUUCUUCUGCAAUAAUAAGGUAGUGGAUCAAAGUCAAAGUGGGGAUGCCAUUUAAAAGUCUUGGAGACAAAUUUUUGGUUGAGCCUAUCAGCUUAUUUAAAAAAGCAUUAGCUGAUCAAUUAUAUUACAUUCUGAAUUGAAACUAUAGUUGUGUGUGAGUGAAUAACAAACAAGGUUGUGCUGUUUUUUAAGCAUCUAUUGAAAUGUUUUGUCAUGCU